AUGUUCAAGACUGUCUUAACUAAUUUCUUGCCUCUUUUCAAAGGUAAAAAUGCCAUUUUCAGAGCUGUGGUCAAAGGUGUCCCAACCCCAGAGGUGAAAUGGUCACGUACACGAAAAGGGAUGGAUGAUCCUGCCAAGUAUGAAAUGUCCUUCAAUAGUGCUACAAAUGAAUUCAUUCUGCAGAUCAACAGGCUGGAGAUGGAUGACGGUGAUUUGUACCGGUGCUGUGCUGUCAAUGAGUACGGGGAAGCUUCCUGCUCCGUGGGCCUCAGGAUCAUCCAAGUUGGCUUUAAGAAGAAAGCAAAAUAUGUUCCUGUUUGUGCUGCUGAGGAGCUGAAGAAGACACUCCAGGACUCCAAGAAGCUGCUGAGGAAGAGGGUUGUAGCACCAAAACCCAAACCCCUGGACAAAGAGGCCGUGUGGCAGCUGCUGCUCCACGCAGACAGGAGAGACUACGAGAAAAUCUGCAUUAAAUAUGGAAUUGUCGACUUCCGUGGGAUGCUGAGGAAGCUGCAGGAGCUGAGGAAGGACACAGAGAGUGAACAAGAUGAGUUAAUUCACAGUAUCAAAAACUUGGAACACAUCAAAGUCGACAAGGAGGGAAACGCCACGUUCAGCCUGGAGAUGGAGCUGAAAAACAAAAACAGCAACGUGUAUCUGCUCAAGGACGGGCAGCGGCUCCGCUACGGGACGGGGGAUGAGUACAGGAAGCACUGCCUGAGGAGGAUUGGGAGGAGGUACCACUUCAUCAUCAACGACCUGCAGCCAGAGGAUGCAGGCGUGUACCAGGUCAGGGUGGAGGACGUCCCUGUUUUCUCCACUGAGCUGGAUGCUGAAGCCAUCCCCGCGCGGUUCCAGCAGCCGCUCCGCGACGUGCGCUGCCCCGAGCAGGGGGACGCCGAGUUCCGCUGCGUCCUGCGCAGCCCCUGCCACCAGCCCGCCUGGCUGCACAAGACACACGCCCUGCGGGCCGGCCCGAGGCACCACAUCUCCGUGUCGCCCGACGGCCUCACCCACCAGCUCCUCAUCAGGAACGUGGAGCCCGCGGACAGCGGGAUGUACACGCUGGAGGCGGGGCAGGGCUCCUCCAGCGCCUGGCUGCUCGUGGAGUAUGCCAAAGGGAAGAAGAGACCGGAUGAGGAAGGAAUUGAAACAAUCGAAAGGGAGACAUCUGAGUGGCUGAAGGAAACGAUGGCAGACAACGAAAGGGCGAGGAAACUUCGGCGCCAGGAACGUGCCAGGGACGAAGGUCAUGCCAUGGACACCGGCGUGGAAGAAAAGGGCUGGUACAGGAAGGGUCAAGGCAGCAGCCAGGACAGAGGCCAAGGCAGUGGCCAAGGCCACUCCAUGGAUACUGAUGAUGGAAGCCACAUAUUUUUGGGAAAAGAGGGGCUCCGCAAAACCCACAUAAACGGAGGGAUGGGGCCUGGGCAGUUUUCUGGAGCAGAUCUAGAUGGAGACUCAGUGACAAAUGAUGGCAGCAUCUUUGGAUUAAAAGGCUUAGGAGGCAAAGGUGGAUUAAGGCCUGUGCACGGCAUGGACUCUGUGCCAGGCAGGGAAGGUCCUGGGGAUGGAGCAGGAGGAGCAGGGGGAUGGGAUUCUGUGGCUGGCAGAGGAGAGGGUGUGCUGGGUGCUGGUCACAUGGACAUGGAUGGUGGAGAAGGUUUGGGCUCUCAGUAUGACAAGGAUGGGAAUUUAGGUGAUCCCAGUUCCAGAGCUGGCUUUGGGGGUGUUGGGAGAUUUGGUGCCACUGAUGGAAGUUCUGUGCCAGAUGGGCUCAGUCCUGGUUCAGGCAGAGUGGGAGAUGGUGUGGGGGAUCUGUUCAGCAGGGCUGGCCCAGGGGCUGCAGCGUGGGGGAGUGCUGCAGAGCCUGCAAGAGGAAUGGGGUCCCACCAUGGCAAGGGUGGUGACCUGACUGGGGGUGACAUGAACGGAGCAGGGAUAAACAGACAGGGACAAACAGGGGCUCCCUAUGGCAAGGAUGGCCUGGCACCUCAUGCCAGUGCUCAGUUGGGUCAGGGGGGCAGGUCUGGCUCGCUGUAUGGCCCAGGUGGCCUUCCAAGUGGAGAUGGGGCUCUACCUGGUGCAGGUGGCAGUUCUGUAGGAGAAAUGGAGGCUUUCUAUGGUCCAGAUGGUCGGCCACUUGGAGCAGGGGCUGGUGGUGCUGGUGGUUCAGGUGCAGGGGGAUUUGGGGCUCCCUAUGGAAAGGAUGGCAUCCCUGCUGGAGCUGGGGUUGGUGGUGCUGGUGCAGGGGGAUUUGGGGCUCCCUAUGGAAAGGAUGGUCUCCCAGUUGGGGCUGGUGCUGGUGGUACUGGUGGUGCUGGUGCAGGGCCACUUGGGUAUCCAUAUGGAAAAGAUGGCAUCCCUGCUGGACCAGGUGUUGGUGGAGCUGAAGGUGGUGGCUUUGGAGGUGUUGGAUCUUUGUAUGGGAAGGAUGGUCUCCCAGUUGGAGCAGGUGUUGGUGCUGCUGGUGUAGCUGGGGCAGGGGGAUUUGGUUCUCCCUAUGGAAAGGAUGGUCUUCCAGCUGGAGCUGGUGUUGGUGGUGCUGGUGCUGCUGGUGCAGGGGAGUUUGGGUAUCCAUAUGGAAAAGAUGGCCUCCCUGCUGGUGCAGGCACUGGUGGAGCUGCAGGUGGUGGCUUUGGAGGUGUUGGGUCUCCUUAUGAAAUGGAUGGUUUCCCAGCUGGAGCAGGUGCUGCUGGUGCAGGGGGAGGUGGGGGUCCCUAUGGAAAGGAUGGUCUCCCAGUGGGAGCAGGGGUUGGUGCUGCUGGUGGUGCUGGUGCAGGGGGAUUUGGGGCUCCCUAUGGAAAGGAUGGUCUCCCAGCUGGAGCAGGAGUUGGUGGGGCUGGUGUAGGGGGAUUUGGGGCUCCCUAUGGAAAGAAUGGUCUCCCAGUGGGAGCAGGUUUUGGUGCUGCUGGUGUAGCUGGUGCAGGGGGAAUUGGGGCUCCCUAUGGAAAGGAUGGUGUCCUGGCUGGACCAAGCAUUGGUGGAGCUCCAGGUGGUGGUGUGGGAGGUGUUGGAGCUCCAUAUGGAAUUGAUGGUUUCCCAGCUGGAGCAGGUGCUGCUGGUGCAGGGGGAGCUGGAUCUCCAUAUGGAAAGGAUGGUCUCCCAGCUGGAGCUGGUAUUGGUGGUGCUGGUGCAGGGGGAGUUGCAGCUCCCUUUGGAAAGGAUGGUCUUCCAGUGGGAGCUGGUGUUGGUGGUGCUGGUGUUGGUGGUGCUGGUGUUGGUGGUGCUGGUGUAGGGGCAUUUGGGUCUCCCUAUGGAAAGGAUGGUCUUCCAGCUGGGGCUGGUGCUGGUGGUGCUGGUGCAGGGGGAGUUGGUUCUCCCUAUGGAAUAGAUGGUCUUGCAGCUGGGGCUGGUGGUGCUGGUGGGGUUGGUGCAGCUGGUGCAGGGGGGGUUGGGGCUCUCUAUGGAAAGGAUGGUGUCCUGGCUGGAGCAGGGGUUGGUGGUGCUGGUGGUGCAGGGGGAGUUGGAGCUCUCUGUGGAAAGGAUGGUCUCCCAGCUGGAGCUGGUGGUGGUGGUAUUGCUGGUGCUGCAGGAGUUGUGUCUCCCUAUGGGAAGGAUGGUCUCCCAGCUGGGGCUGGUGGGGCUGGUGAGGCUGGUGUAGCUGGUGCAGGGGGAGUUGGGGCUCCCUAUGGGAAGGAUGGUGUCCCAGCUGGAGCUGGUGUUGGUGUUGCUGGUGGUGCAGGAGUUGUGUCUCCCUAUGGAAUGGAUGGUCUCCAGGCUGGGGCUGUGGCAGGAGCUGCUCCUUUUCCCUUUGGAGGUGAGGGAGCGAUGGGAUCUCAGCAUGGCAGGGACGGUGGGCUGGGCAGAGCUCCGGGAUAUCCAGGGGGAGCAGGAGGAGAGAACUUUUCCGUGGAAGGGUGGGGUGUGGGUGGCUCUGCAGUGUGGGGCGCUGGAUCUCCCUACGGCAAGGAUGUGGGAUCAGCUGGAGCCUGGGCUGGUGCAGGAGCUGGUGGGAGGUUGGGAGGGGAUGGAAGGGAUUCAUUCCUUGGUAAAGGAGGUGUGGGAGGUGGUGGUGGACCAGGUAGUGAAUAUGGAAAGGGCAUUGCCAGUGAUGGCAGAGGAUCAGGGAACCAAGGUUCAGUUGGUGACAGAGGGUCACUGUCAGGUCAAGGAGAUGUCUGGGGUGAGGGCAGAGAUUUAGGCCAGUUGGGCUCCCUUUAUGGCAGAGAUUCCACCUUUGGAGGGGCAGGGAGCAAAUCCUGGAACAGACCUGCUGAUGGGAGCAGUUCAGGUGGUUUUGGUCAAGGUCCACCCAGUCAUGACCAGAUGUCAGCUCUUUUUGGUGGGCUUGCCCCAGCAAGCCAGAGGAACGAGGAACCUGACCUGGAUGUUAAAGCAAAGGAUCUCCCAACCAACACAGAAAGUACAGCCCAGAAGAGACGGUCCUGCCUGGAUGAUCUCAAAGUCCCCCGGUGUUACCUCAACAAGCAGCUGGCCACGGUCCGGGUGGUGAGGGGGGAGCCAGCCGAGCUCUCCUGCACCGUCAGCAAGGAGGACGUGACAGGAACCUGGUUUAAAGACGGGCUGAAGUUGACAAGCAUGCAAGGAGUUGUGUUUGAAAAGAAAGGUCUAGUCCACAAACUAAUUAUUAACAAAGCCGAAGACAUUCAUGCUGGGAAAUACAGGUUUGAAGGUGGAGAUGUGAAAACUGAGGCUUCAAUUUUUGUUGAAGACCCUCCACAGGUUGACAAAGUUCUCCUCAAGAACCUGAGCAGUGUCCCCACGGUGGCCAAGGCCGGGCAGGCAGUGAAGCUCAGGAUCCCCUUCGAGGGCCGUCUGCCCAUCAGGGCCACGUGGCUCAAGGACAAGAUGGAGCUGGCAGAUGACACCAGGAUCCGUGUGGAUAAAACAGACACCCACACCACGCUGUCCAUCCCCAGCUGCGACAGGAGGGACUGUGGGGAUUACAAGGUCAGGCUGAAGAACGACAGCGGAGUCCUGGAGAUCGACUUAAAGCUCAUGGUCAUAGACAAGCCACAGCCACCAGCAGGACCCAUCAAAGUCGUGGAGAGCUCUGCCAAUGCCAUCACCAUCCGGUGGCAGCCCCCGAAGGACGAUGGGGGCAAACCAGUGCAGAGGUACCUUGUGGAGAGGCAGCAGGCGGGCAAGAACGACUGGGAGACCUUGGGAGACACCCCCAGGAGCUGCACCACCUUCACCACCAACAAGGUGGAAGAAGAUACGAGCUACUACUUCAGGGUGAGGGCCGUGAACGUGGAGGGGACGAGCGACGCGCUGGAGUCGGGCGAAGUGAAGGCGGCUGGCAAAGCUUCCCCUGGUGCCCCAGAUCCCCCUGAGAUUGUCAGUGCCAGCAGGGACACCGUCACAAUAUCCUGGAAAGCACCUCGUAAAACUGGCACUUCCCAAAUCGUGGGAUACAUCGUUCAGAAACGCAAGAAGGGCACCAUGACCUGGCUGCCAGUCACCAAUGGGCCUGUGAAAGACAAGAAGCUGAAGGUGACCAGCCUCAAGAAGGGUGUGCAGUACGAGUUUCGGGUGGCAGCUGUCAAUGCUGCUGGCACAGGAGAUGCCAGCGACCCCUCCCCGCCCGUCUUUGCCCGGGACCCCACGAAAUCCCCGGGCCAAGUGCAGGAGCUCAGAGUGAGCAGCUGUGACAGCACCAGCGUGACCCUGACGUGGAACAGGCCCGAGGUCAAGGACGGGAACGAAGUGAAGGGCUACGAGGUGGAGAUGAGGCCUUCCCACAGCUCCAGCUGGACCAAGUGCCUCACCCUCCCUGCAGAGGCCACCACGGGCACCAUCAAGGGCCUGCAGCCCAAGGAGAAGUACUUGCUGCGUGUGAGGGCCCUCAACGACAGCGGCCCCGGGGAGGCCGCGGAGCUCGAGGCCGUCGCGGAGGCCGCGGCCCCGGCGGUUCCCCCCAGGUUACUGAUCGACGACACGGUGAAAAACCUCCUGGUGGUAAGAGCAGGAAACCCCAUCCGGGUGAAUAUUCCCUUCGAGGUAGGUGUUCCGUGGACUGGGGAAUUCCCUGCCUGGUCCUGUGCUGGGAUUUACGAGACAGCGGGCAAAGCCCUUGGCUGCCUGUGCCGGGGGCGCUUUCUGGGCGAGGGAAACAGCGGCACAAAUUCAGCUGUCGGUUCUGUACUGUGCCACUGUCCCUACCCCUGUGACAUUAUUUGCCCUCCCCUCACAGACAUCCCACAGCCUCCUGGACCACUGAGGUUGGAAGAGAAUGUGCCCAGCACAGUGACAGUGACCUGGGAACCGUCAGCAUCUGAGAAGUGGGAGAAGAACCUCUACUACACCGUCCUGAAACGGGAGUCCCAGAAGGGCGUGUGGUGCGUGGUGGGGGACCUGCUCUACAACAACAAGUUCACGUUCACCAGCGUGAUCCCAGGCAGGGAUUAUUACUUCAGGGUGGUGGCCAAGAACAGCCUGGGAGCCAGUGCUCCAUCUGAAACCGUGCAGCCUUGGAGGAUUCGAAAGGCAAAGGCUGAGAUCUGGGUCAGACCCCAGAGGUACAGGGGAGUCAACCAAAACCAGCACCCGAGGUUCCUCGUCCCGCUGAAGCCCCACGUGGUGGUGACAGGCAGUGAGUGUCACAUGAGCUGUGCAGUGGGGGGCCACCCCCCCCCAAAAGUCACCUGGUACAAAGACAACAGAGACCUCUCCAAGGAUCCAAACUACUUCUGCACAAACGACUUUGGAGUCUGCUCCCUGGUCAUCCUGGGGGUCACCAAGCAGGACGCAGGAGAAUACAUGGUGGAAGCCUCCAAUGAAGUGGGUCGUGUCUCCAGCAGAGCCUUCCUCGCCAUCAAAGACUCUGCCCUGUAGCUUGACCCUGCCAAGAACAUCCCUGCCCUGCUCUGUGGAUGAGAAGGUUUCAGUGAGGACUGGUCCAUCCUAAGCCUGUGCAUUUAUUUUCAGAUGUUCACUGGAGCCCAAGGGGUUUAUUUUUCACACCCAGUAAUUGCAUUUUGAACACGACACUGCGUUUUAGUCAAAAUCAGGGGGAAAAUGUUUCAAGAGAAUUGUAUUUUUAUUUUUGUAAUGAUCAUGGCUUUCCACUAAACCUUUAAAACACACAUUAGAAGCUUUGGGAACACAGAAGAUGAGAGGAAAAAUAGUUGGCCAAAAUGAAACUUUCCAUGGAGAGCACAGGCAGCAGAGACCAUCCCAGCACAGCCCUCACCUGCUGUCAGGCUGCAACAGGGACAUUUCUGGCCACCAGAGAUCUCUGGAGUUGGCCUUUCCCAUGUGGUUUUCUAAGCCAAAACAACCCCUUUGGAUUCCACUGCAUUCUCAGCAGGUUUCCUAACUCUGGGAGAAGCAGUUCUGCAUGUCUUGCCCUGCCAGUAGCAGCUCAGUAUGUUGUUAAAAAGAACCUCUGCCUGCUCAUUUUGACCUGGGUGAGAGAUGAACUCUCAGCCCAGGCUGGCAUGGAGGAGGUGGCACUCACAGUGCCAAUGCCCUGCUGGGGAGGACUGGAAUUCCAAUCUGCCCCAGCUGUGGCAGCGUGAGCAGAGCAGCCCCACGGCUGUGCCAGCCCUGAACUGCCACCCCAGUGUCACCUCUGCACCCUCACUGCCCCUGGCUGUGGCACUGCUGGGAUGGUUCUGCCUGGUGCAAACAGACCUUAAAAACCUUUCAUGUCUGAGCAGAAAUAAGAGGUACCAGCAGACACCUCCUGCCACCGUGGGGGGAUUCCACCACUGAGAGGGGGAGACUGGAAAGCAAAAUGUUCUGGGGAGUGCAGGGAGGUGUGACAGCCUGAGCACCAAGGUACUGCUGUGACAGCAUCCAGGAGACAGGAGAGAACAGGUCAGAGACUCCAAUUCCCUGGAUCCUCAGACAACCAAACCCUCCCGUGGGGCCGAAAUGUUCCCUUUGGUUACGUUUUGGACAACAUUGUACAGACAAACUGGAGAUUAUUGAAAUUAAACCCUAAUUCAGUAAAAUCUA
This is a messenger RNA of Manacus vitellinus (golden-collared manakin), 7929 nucleotides long. RefSeq names its product immunoglobulin like and fibronectin type III domain containing 1 (gene IGFN1). Lineage: Eukaryota; Metazoa; Chordata; Aves; Passeriformes; Pipridae. The record is from RefSeq and is a predicted model, not a curated record. The transcript is spliced from 21 exons. The coding region runs from base 1 to 6801 and encodes 2266 amino acids. Gene Ontology annotation, molecular function: protein binding.